Messenger RNA from Orbicella faveolata, 1098 nucleotides. RefSeq names its product putative ammonium transporter 3. NCBI's taxonomy places the organism in Eukaryota, Metazoa, Cnidaria, Anthozoa, Scleractinia, Merulinidae. Gene Ontology annotation, biological process: ammonium transmembrane transport; ammonium homeostasis. Gene Ontology annotation, cellular component: plasma membrane. Gene Ontology annotation, molecular function: ammonium channel activity. The record is from RefSeq and is a predicted model, not a curated record.
AUGACUCACACUGCAAAAUGGAAGUUAGCCUCGCGAGCAGCGGUCAUCACCCUGAACGGCUCAAUCGGUGGUGGAAUCUUGGGCAUUGCGUACAGCUACAUCCGCGACGCCGAGACUCUGGAUGUCCCGACAUUCGUAACUGGUGUCCGCGGGGGCUUGGUGUCAGUGACUGGCAUUUGUGCUCUGGCCCGGCCGUGGGAAGGACUGGUAAUAGGAGUCUUUGGCGGGCUGUUCGCAUGCCUGCUGUCUGACGCCAUGAUCAAAUUAAAGAUUGAUGAUCCAGUGAAUUGCGUUUCUACUCAUGCUGGGUCAGGAGUAUGGGGCAUGAUCGCCGUGGCUUUGUUUGUGGAACAAGAGAAAACAGAAGGUUUUGCUGAGGAGAAAGGACUUUUUAAGGGAGGAAGUUGGCGACUUCUUGGUGUUCAGUUACUAGCAUGUCUGCUAACAGCCGCCUGGGGAGUUCUAACAACAGUUAUCAUGCUUUACGCGAUCGAAAAAACAAUCGGGAUACGACUUACAAGAGAAGAAGAACUGCAGGGCUGUGAUUUGGUGGAACAUGGCAUUCGCGAAGAAGACGAAGAAGAAGAAGACAAAGGAGAGGUCGACACAGACGUACAAACGAAAAGAACAAGUACAGUUCGAAGAGGUACAUGGCAAACUUUAAAGCUCAACGGCCUUGGAGUUGAAGCCUCAGAGGAGGGAAAACGCACAGGAUCGUUCAGUAUGACGAGGUUGCCGAUUGUGGCUCGCAUCCUCCGUCGCAAAGACGGAACCAGAAAACCGAAUACCACUCAACUUGGUCGCGUUGAGAGCUCAUGCCUAGCCAAAGCACAAAAGAAUGACGAAGAUCCGCAAAGAUCCCUCGAUUGCAACCGAGUUCGUGUUAUUAGUGCCGAAGAUGCCCGAAGAGAUAACAAACAUACACGAGGAUCAGAAGAUCUGCGCUCGAUCUACAGUAUGGAGUCUGACAUCGAGGAGCUCUUACGAGGGGUUGCAGUGACUACGUCUGAUUCAUGUUAUCCCAUGACUACACAAAAGCGGAGUGUGGACAAAUGUACACAAGUUGCUUGUGAAGAGGGCUUUCUUUUGGAGUUGUAA